Penicillium verrucosum is the source of this 957-nucleotide messenger RNA. RefSeq lists its product as uncharacterized. The record is from RefSeq and is a predicted model, not a curated record. The transcript has 3 exons. NCBI's taxonomy places the organism in Eukaryota, Fungi, Ascomycota, Eurotiomycetes, Eurotiales, Aspergillaceae. Bases 1 to 957 code for a protein of 318 amino acids.
AUGGCGCCUGUCUAUCACGGCCAGUGGGUUUUCGACGGCCGCGCAUUCUAUGUCACUACCUCUACCGGCGAGUUCCACUCGCGCGCAACGGAUUCCGAGCUGGAUGAUAUUUUCACUGCACCAAUAGGAAAUAAAACAAACGUACCCGACUAUCAUGGCCACUGGUACGAAGCACAACUUCUCCAUUUCGGACUGGCGCCGACGCCCAGUAAAGCCGCAGCCAAGAUGAGAUUGAUGGAUGCCUUCCAGGAUGGUGCACUGGAAAUUCCAAUGGAAAUACUCCGGAUCGAAGCAACCUUACGCAAGAACUGGAUCAAACAAGACCUGGAUUCCCAUAUCCGAGGUUCUACAAUUCGACCUUCACCCGCUGCUGUCCUCCCGGAAGCUAUGGAAAUUGAUACGACUGACAUUGACACUACCGAGAAACCGGAGGGUGAUGAGGAGGAAAGUCUGCUAGGUGCUGGCGGAGCUGGCGGAGCUGGUAUGCAAGACAAUAUGCGACCCCAACGGAACAACAUGCAACUGCCCCAUGCUCACCCGAAGAGAAAGAACUGCAACACUGCAGAGUUGUCAAUCCGCCCUAAGAAGACUGCCAGAUACCGUGAUGAGACUGAGGGAUCCGACUUGCAGGUCCAGGUCCACGUCAACACAGACAGUGGCCCCUCUCACCAGGGACCAACUAUUACUCCAGUGUCAGUGGGAAACAGUUGCGGACGCCCGGGUCCAGACAGAGAACUGCCGCAAAUGGAGUUCCAAACUGUGCCUCUGGCGCACCAGGCUACCUACGGAAUGGGAACCCAACUUCCUCCAUCCGGGCUAAUGGGCGCUGAUGGUGCAAGCGAUUGCUGCUGGAUGGAGUUUCAAGAACAGAAGUUCAGUGGCCAGGGCAUCAAUGGACUUGAGAACUUGAACGGGGCUGAAGCAGAAGUGAGAGGAGUUGAGAAGAUGGGAAUGUAG